Messenger RNA from Nezara viridula (southern green stink bug), 2566 nucleotides. The record is from the annotation of a GenBank genome assembly. NCBI's taxonomy places the organism in Eukaryota, Metazoa, Arthropoda, Insecta, Hemiptera, Pentatomidae.
AAUAUUUUUUUUUUUUGCAGGACGGAUGACUGCGGAGUGCUGGUCAGGUCAGUACGGGGACGAAGAAGCCGCCAUAGAGGCAUGGCUAGACGAACAUUCCGCAUUCGUCCACGACUACUUCACCAGGAAGGCGACGCGGACGAUGGUGGACUCGUGGCUGCUGUCGCACUCUGGAGGCGGGAACUGCCCCGGGGAGCGCCCUGGCUCCGGAGCCGCAACCCCUGUCAGGAAGAUCUCAGCCCACGAGUUCGAGAGGGUAGUGAAGCCGCUGGUCACCCGCGUCGACGGAACCCCGACUUUCCUCUCUGUCCCUGCCGACUCGGAGGAGCCCCUCAGAUCCGGCCCGAGGACAGACCUCUCCGGCCUCGAAGAACGGGAGCUACUCUUCGAAUUGGUGAAGGACAUCUGCAAUGACCUGGAUGUUCGCUCAUUGUGCCAUAAGAUCUUGCAAAAUGUCUCCACCCUCCUGAGAGCUGAUCGGGGCUCCCUGUUCCUGGUUCAAGGAGGUACGAGGGCCGGCUCUUCCGGUUCUGCUUUCCGACCCGUUGGAUGCCUCCCUAUUUCUGCCAACUCUCCAGCAUCCCAGGGCUGUCACUACAGCUGUUCUAGGUGCUUGGUAUCAAAGCUGUUUGAUGUUUGCUCCCGAUCAACAUUGGAAGAGGUCGAAAACAGAGAAGAAAUCCGGGUUCCUUGGGGAACUGGUAUCAUUGGUCAUGUUGCAGAAACUGGCAAACCCCUUAACAUUCCCGAUGCCUACAAGGAUGACAGGUUUAAUCAGGAAGUGGAUGCUAGAACUGGUUAUCGGACGAAAUCACUUCUCUGUAUGCCUAUUAAAGAUCUUCAUGGGGAAGUGAUUGGUGUUGCUCAGGUCAUUAACAAAGAAGGAGAAUUGCCAUUCACGGAAAACGAUGAAAAGGUUUUCUCUAGUUACCUUCAGUUUUGUGGUAUUGGUCUCCGCAAUGCCCAGUUGUAUGAAAAGAGUCAGCUUGAAGUCAAAAGAAAUCAGGUUCUUCUAGAUCUAGCGCGCAUGAUAUUUGAGGAACAAAGCACAAUUGAGCACAUGGUAUUUCGUAUCCUAACCCACACACAGUCACUCAUUCAAUGCCAAAGGGUCCAAGUAUUGCUGUUGCACAAACCAAACAUGGGUAGUUUUUCACGAGUAUUCGAUUUUGAAGCCAAUGAUCUAUCUGAGAGGGAUCACGAGGAGAGAACAAGCCCUUUUGAGAGCCGGUUUCCAAUCAACAUCGGAAUCACUGGUCUUGUAGCUACAACUGGUGAGACAAUCAACAUUGAUGAAGCUUAUGAGGAUAGUAGAUUUGAUAAAGGGGUGGAUGAAGGUACAGGAUUCAGGCACAAGACAAUCCUUUGUAUGCCAAUCAAAAAUUCGUUAGGGGAUAUUAUUGGAGUUAUACAGCUCAUUAAUAAAUUUGAUGACUUACCAUUUUCCAAAAAUGAUGAAAACUUUGUUGAAGCUUUUGCCAUAUUUUGUGGAAUGGGAAUCCAUAACACACACAUGUAUGAAAAGGCUGUGAUAGCUAUGGCUAAACAAACUGUUACCCUAGAUGUCCUAUCCUACCAUGCUACAGCUUCAUUAGAAGAUGCUUUUCGGUUAAGAUCUUUGAGGGUUCCAUCUGCUCAAAGUAUUGGUUUGUACGACUUCAAGUUUGAUGAUGUGCAUAUGUCAGAUGAUGAUACUUUGACGGCCUGCCUCCGAAUGUUCCUAGAACUGGACUUUGUUGAAAGGUUCAGUAUUGACUAUGAAGUCCUCUGUCGGUGGUUGCUGUCAGUGAAGAAAAACUAUAGAAAUGUUACAUAUCAUAACUGGAGGCAUGCUUUCAAUGUAGCCCAAAUGAUGUUCUCUAUUCUCAUGGCUACACAGUGGUGGAAGAUAUUUGGUGAUAUAGAAUGCCUCGCUCUCAUUAUAGCUUGCUUGUGCCAUGACCUAGACCAUAGGGGAACAAACAACUCCUUCCAAAUAAAAGCAUCAUCACCACUUGCACAGCUUUAUUCAACAUCAACAAUGGAACACCAUCAUUUUGACCAAUGCCUUAUGAUUCUUAACAGUCAGGGAAAUCAAAUUUUGGCAAACUUGUCUCCAGAUGACUAUUCCAAAGUAAUCAAAGUCUUAGAAGAAGCAAUUCUUUCAACUGAUUUAGCAGUAUAUUUCAGGAAGCGAGGUAGUUUUCUUGCUUUAGUCAACCAGGGGCAAUGGAGUUGGGAAAAUGAAGAAGAAAGAGAGCUUUUACGAGCUAUGAUGAUGACUGUUUGUGAUUUAGCUGCUAUCACCAAACCUUGGCAUAUUGAAAAAAGGGUAGCAGAAUUGGUCACAAGUGAAUUCUUUGAGCAAGGAGAUUUGGAGAGGCAUGAGCUCAACAUUACUCCAAUUGACAUAAUGAAUAGAGAAAAAGAAGAUCAGUUACCAAUGAUGCAAGUCAACUUUAUUGACUCCAUCUGUCUUCCUAUUUAUGAGGCAUUCGCUGAGCUUUCAGAUGCACUGAAUCCUUUGGCUGAAGGUGUCCGAAGAAAUAAGGAACAAUGGCUGCUUGAGGCUGACCCUAAAGCAUAG